Ictidomys tridecemlineatus (thirteen-lined ground squirrel) is the source of this 1507-nucleotide messenger RNA. Lineage: Eukaryota; Metazoa; Chordata; Mammalia; Rodentia; Sciuridae. The record is from RefSeq and is a predicted model, not a curated record.
UGGCGCCUCUCGCUGCCUGGGCUGGGCCUCCUCGCUCGCGUGCUCCGCGGCCACGACGCUCCUCGGCCGCGCCGGCCGGACCCCCCUCAUGGCCGCCAAGUGGUUCAAGGAGUUCCCGCUGAACCUGAAGACCGUGUCCGAGCGCGCCAAGCCCGGGGGCGCGGGCAGCGGCAAGCCGCGCAGGAGCGCCGAGGCCAGCGGUGCGGGGCCCGUUCCCGGCAAGGGCCGCAAGAACUCGGCGGCCGAGCUGGGGGCCGGGAGGGCCGGCGGCGCCCCCAAGGACAGCCGACUGUCCCGGGACAGCCUGCAGGGUCUGAUUCAGGCCGCGGCGGGCAAAGGCCGCAAGAACUCCCGGGCCACGGAGGAGGAGCCCCACCGGGGCACGGCCAAGAGCUCGGGCUGCAGCACCUACAUCAACAGGCUCAUCAAGGUGGACACCCAGGAGAAGAACGGAAAGAGCAGCUACCCCGGCGGCGGCGGCGGCGGCAGCAGCACCAGCACCAGCAGCACCAGCAGCAGCUGCUCCUCUGCGUCCUCUUCACCUUCCUCCCUGGGCCCCGAGCUGGACAAGGGCAAGAUGAUGAAGCAGCAGGACACGGUCAUCAUUUUGGAAGACUACGCUGACCCUUACGAUGCCAAAAGGACAAAGGGUCAGCGGGAUGCAGAGAGAGUGGGUGAGAAUGACGGUUACAUGGAGCCCUAUGAUGCCCAGCAAAUGAUAACAGAAAUCAGACGCCGGGGCUCCAAGGACCCCCUGGUGAAGGCUCUCCAGCUUCUGGACAGCCCCGGGGAGCCCGGCGAGACCGGCGCCAAGUCCGAGCCGCUGGCCAAGAGGCGCAGCUCCAAGGACCUCCCGGGGAGGCCGCCGCAGCUCUACGACACCCCCUACGAGCCCACCGAGGGCCAGCGGGCAGAGGGGAGGGCGCGGCCCGGGGACAGCAGGCUGCCCGAGGACGACGAGAGGCCGGCGGCCGAGUACGAGCAGCCCUGGGAGUGGAAGAGGGAGCAGAUCGUGCGCGCCCUUUCGGUCCAGUUUGAAGGGUCUGAGCGGCCUUCCGUCAAGGAGGAGGCCGUGAGGCAGCAUCACCGGCAGAAGAGCUGGACCCAGAAAAUCCUGAAGCCAGCCCUGUCUGACCACAGCGACGGGGAAAAGGUGGACCCAGGCCUGCCCCUGGAGAAGCAGCCCUGGUAUCAUGGUGCCAUCACCCGGGCGGAGGCUGAGAGUCGACUACAGCCCUGCAGAGAAGCUGGGUACCUGGUUCGCAACAGUGAGUCGGGGAACAGCAGGUACUCCAUUGCACUGAAGUGAGUAUUCGGCUUCGUGGGCCUCCCUGCCUCAGGGGAGGGUACACCUACCACGGGGAGAUCACCAACCCAAGAUAUGUAGCUUAGCAGGGCGCAGUGGUGCGUGCCUGAAUCCCGGCAACCGGGGAGGCUGAGGCAGGAGGAUUGCAAGUUCAAGACCGGCCUCAGCAACCUUAGUGAGAACCUCAGCAACUUAGCAAGA